Messenger RNA from Cheilinus undulatus (humphead wrasse), 2968 nucleotides. Its product is annotated as arylamine N-acetyltransferase 2-like. Lineage: Eukaryota; Metazoa; Chordata; Actinopteri; Labriformes; Labridae. Bases 220 to 1074 code for a protein of 284 amino acids. Gene Ontology annotation, molecular function: acetyltransferase activity. The transcript has a single exon. The record is from RefSeq and is a predicted model, not a curated record.
UCACGUGAGCAAAAUGAGAAAGGAGGAGGUCUAAAAGAGUGCAGCCUAUGUUUUUUUAAUAGGUAGAUAUUCGUUGAAGACAUGCUUUUAGUGAAAUUUGACUCCAAAUACAUUGACUAAUGUGUCAGAUAUCACCCUGUGUUUUUUUUCAUCUUUUAUAACAGCGCGUGAAGAGAAGCUGGGGAAAAAGUGCCGCAAACUCCACUGAAACUAGCAAAAAUGACUUCCGCUGACAUGGAUGUGAAGAAAUAUCUGUCUCGCAUUGGGUUUUCUGGCCCAGCUGAGCCAACCCUGGACGUGCUCUGGUCGCUCCACCUCCGCCACCAGCUGUCGGUGCCAUUUGAAAACCUGACGAUACACAGCGGCGGAAAGAUUCAACUGGACCUCCCUGUUAUGUAUGACAAGAUAGUGAACCAACGAAGAGGGGGGUUUUGUUUUGAGAAUAACGGCCUCUUCUACUGGCUGCUGUGCCAACUGGGCUUCCAGGUGACACUGCUCUCAGGUCAGGUGAAGAGCCCCGUUACAGGUUAUUAUAGUCCACCUUUUAGCCAUAUGGUCAUCAUGGUGAGCCUGGAAGGGAAACGCUGGCUGUGUGAUGUAGGGUACGGCACUGGCUUCCCUUUCCCCUUAUCACUGGAAACCAGUGACCCACAGGAGCAGGGCCACCGGGCGUACAGGAUCAGACAAGUUGAGGGCAUGCACUUCCUGGAGGUGCAGCGGUAUGUAUACAAAAAGCCACGUGGAGACUGGUCAGAGGUUUACAAAUUCACCCUGGAACCAAGGCACAUGGAGGACUAUGAAGAGAUGUGCCAGUACCACCAGACCUCUCCCCACUCUCUCUUCUUCUGCAAGUCCCUCUGCAUCAUCAUUAGACCGGCAGGAAGGCUCAUCUACAUCGGCCGCCGACUGAUCAGCACCACAUAUUCAAAUGAAGAGAAUGGGAUUGUAAAGACUACCAGACAACUAAAAGAUGAAGAGAUCCCAGAUGUUUUAGCAAAGGAGUUUGGAGUUGUACUAAAUGCUCCACUCAUACCAAAGGAUGAUGAUAUCACCCCACCACCUGUCAUGUACUGACAGGCCUGCCCACAGAGAAGGCUGGGCCCCUGAAAGUUUCAGUAAAUGGGUCCUCCACAAUACCUUUAACAAUAUCAACAGAUGCACAAUUGAUCUGUAAAGUAAGCACUAGCCCCCUGGUCAACAUUUUCCUCCUGGACCUGGCUCCAGUCAGCUCUUAAGUGGACUAAAAUAACUUGUUGCAAGUCUUAUCAUGGCUACACACUCAGCUAGCUAGCUAGCUAGAUAUCUUGUUAAUCCUGGGGAAAAGUCAGGGUGUCCAGUAGCAGCUUAUAGACCCCCACCCAUAUCAACCAAAUAGUAGUAAUAGAUGAAUUAGUGCAAAAAUGCAUAGGAGGUGAGGCAUUUUACCAAAAAGAAACUAUUUACAGUACUUGAGUUACAGUGAGUAAAUGGAUAAUUUACAGCAUUUCAGUACGGUAGACAGAUUAGAUCAGUAAUUAUUAUAGUAAAUAAAUCAAAUUAGUAAUUAGUACCAUUGAUAGAUUAAGUUAGUAAUGAGUAUGGUUAAAAGAUUUAUUAGUGCAAAUAUGCAUAUGAGGUGAGGUAUUUUACAGCAGCGAUGUUCUUACAGUAUUUGACUGGCAGUGAAUAGAUUCAUAACUUGCAGGAUUUGAGCAUGAUUUAUAUAUGAAAUUAAUAAAGUAAAAAGAUUAAAGUAGCAUUUAGUAUGGUAAAAAGAGUAAUGACUGUAAUGUGUGUAUGAGAUGAGGCAUUUUACCACAGAGCCCUCUCUCAGUAUUUGAGUUACAGUGAAUAAAUUAAUUAUUUACAGCAUUUGUGAAUGGAAAAUAGAUCAAAUUAGUAAUUAGGACAGUUUAUAGAUAAAAUUAGUAUGUAAAUAGAUUAAUUUUUGCAAAUGUGCAUAUGAGGGGAGGCUUUUACCACAGUGAGCAACUCAUAGUAUUUGAGAUACAGUAAAGCAGUAAAAGACUGUGCAUUAUAUUUUACAUUGAGCUGGGCUAAGGUGCUUGUUAAAUGUUGUUAAUGUUAAUAUAAAAAAUAAAAGCUCAAACUGUUUAAAGAAUAGGUCAUUUAAAUUUUAAAACAGGCAACUAUUGGAUGUGUAUUUUUGGUUGCCUUUAGAGUAAUAUCGGUAUUUUUGUUUAAAAUAAAAGGUAAUCGUUGAAAUUUAGGAUGGACCCUGUUUUUGCUAACCUCAAAGGGCCCCUGUAAAGAUGUGUUGGUUAAUAUAAAUGUUGUUUCAGGUUUUGUAAAUUCGUUUUAUGACAUGUAAAAAUGUUUUGGUCAUUGUUAAUUUGUUUCAAGCUUUGUAAAAGUGUGUCAGACUUUGUAAUUUUGUAUUGCACUUCCAGGCUACUGUACUUUGGACUUUAAACUUCACUUUUUACAUGUAAGGAGAUGAAAACCUGUGUAAUUUAUUCACAUUUCUAAUUUCUACCAUUUAAUGCCUUUUAAUUGUCUUUUCCAAGUGCUGAGCUUAACUUUAAUUAUUAAAAAAAGACUAGGAAUGCACAUAUCCUACCUGUAUUGUGUAUGGGUGCCAAUACCAAACCUAAAUGUUCAGAUCCAUAAACACUGCAGAUACUGUACUCUGUAUCAUUUUCAGACUUUAUUUAAAUUAAUUUGAAAUUAAUUUGAAAUUACAAUGUAAGCCUUUCAUUCUGUUAGUAUGUAGUCAAAGCUGGAAACAUAUCUGGUGCUAUUUGAACAUAGGUGAACACGAAAAAGGAGUGAAUAAAAACAAUGCAUUAAUAAAUUGUCAAGAGGAGGGAUGAAGAAUAUCUGAUGAAAAUAUGAUGAACUUUCAAAGUCACCUUAAGAACGGUCAUGGUAUUAGUAAAUACUUAUAUUUGUACUCUGUAUCUGUGAGUACCCCAAUGUAAGGACUUUUACUUGGUCUGUAAAACUGUGAUAUCAGUGCACCCCUAAA